CUCUGUCACACUAACAUUUCUCUAUUCUCUUUCAAGCACACACAUUCCCUCUCUCUCAUACACAUCAAACCAUAUUUCACCGAUUAGAAUUUUUCAGCCAUCAAGAGAUAAAUCCAAACCACCAUCGUCAUUGUACAAAUCGAGCAAAACAACCUACGAUAUUCCAAGGAUCUCACUUUUUUGUUUUCCUCGACGUAUGUCAAUCAUCUCAGAGUCGUGCCAUAGUCGGAUCAUGCACAAUUCUUGAAACCCUUUGUUUUUUCUCUGCAAGUGGAAUCUAUUUUCCUUAUUUUUGUAGCCGGUUUCUCGUUGAGAAUGAUGUAAAACUGGCAUGUUUUUAUGUCUUGCUGUCGUUGUUCGGUGACAUGCACCAUGCUGGCUACGUGAGUACGGAGGUGUCUGUGUUUUUUUAUUGUGUAUGUUUGUUCACGAGUGUGUCCUUCUCAGAGGGAGAUAGAUAUAAAGGCAAUAGCGAUGACAAAGGAACUCAUGAAGGUCAACUUGCGGAAGCUCUCAGAAGCCGUCACAUGUUAUUUGUGCAAUAAAUGGUUGAGAAACGCAGCCACAAUAACAGAGUGCUGUCAUAGUUUUUGCAGGGAAUGUAUAGAAAAGAAGUUAAUAGAUGAGAAAUUAAAUCAUUGUCCCGUUUGCAAUACAGACUUGGGUUGUUCUCCACUCGACAAAUUAAGGUCAGAUACUCGUAAGCAAGAAUUGAGGGACAAAAUUUUCCCAUUUCAAGAUCAAAAUGAUGAGGAACCUGCCGCCAAAUUGUUAGCCAAAAUAAAGAAGAACUUAGUUUCUUCAUUAAAACCCAAUAGAGAAAUAUCCAAAGCUGGUUUUAGAAAAGUUCUCAUUGCCGAAGAAGCAGAUAUUUCAUCUCCCAAACUUGAUAAAGUGGAAGGUGAUAAGGAAGAUGAAAACCAGGGUGACGCUGAAUUUGGGGAAGAAGGCGCUACAAUUGGAUCCGCUAGAAGAGCGAAAGCUGCGGCAAGAAUAAAAUUCAUUUGCUCUGCACAACCUCCGGGACAAGAAAAGACAGAGGGUGAUCAGCCUCGAGUUGAAACUUCCAGCGGAACUCUCAAAAUCAGAAUUCCGAAUCUUUCAAAACCAAAUACUGGGUUAAGGAAUGAAAAGGCUGACAUGUUUGAGCCAAUAAAUAGCCAGGUGGGAGCUGGAAGAAAACGCAAGUCCCGUAGUCAUUCCACCAUGCAAGAAAAUGGUGUCACUUCAGUACUUGUGCACUCUAAUGACGAUGACCCUCAGGUUGGUAUGGUCCAAAUCGACAACCAUGGUCACAAAACUAAUGGUAACCAAAAGGGGUCAAUUCCUUCAAGCUCAGAUUCAGUAAAACCUAUUGUGAGCACCCGAGAAAAAAGACCAAAAAUCUCGGAGGACUUGAAUUUUCCAGCACCAUCUGAAACUGAUUCCGACAGUGAAAGCAGCAAAGAGUUUGGUCCAAUCUGGUUCUGCUUGGUUGCUGCAGAAGAGAAAAAAGGAAGUGCACCAUUGCCACAACUAUCUUCGUGCUACCUACGAGUCAAGGAUGGCAGUGUAACUGUUUCCUGCAUUAAAAAGUAUCUCGUGAAGAAGCUUGGUCUUGCUAGCGAAACUGAGGUGGAGAUCACAUUACAAGGGCAGCCAGUUUUAUCAUCAUUGCAACUGAACAGCUUAGUAGACAUCUGGUUGAAAACAGUUCCAAAGAAUGAGAUUCUGACAUCUUUUGGAAGUUCAGCCAAGGAUUUUAUCAUGGUUCUUUCGUAUGGUCGAAAGGCUUAACACCUCAAACUACCUCCUUGGUCUUAGAGAAUUUUUAUAAUUUAUCUGUCUAUUUAGAAGCCCCUAACUUUUUCUAUUGACCAUUUGCGGUAAAUACAUUAUACCCUUCAUUUUACAAUAGAUUUUAUUGUUUAUUGGAAUUAGAUCUUCUUUUCAUGUUAUGAUCC
Molecule: messenger RNA, 1943 nt
Organism: Vigna radiata var. radiata (mung bean)
Lineage: Eukaryota; Viridiplantae; Streptophyta; Magnoliopsida; Fabales; Fabaceae
Product: E3 ubiquitin protein ligase DRIP2
Exons: 7
Coding region: 475-1776 (433 amino acids)
Molecular function (GO): ubiquitin-protein transferase activity
Source: RefSeq, a predicted model, not a curated record